AUGCAGUUCCCCGCUACCGCAGCACCUACAUGUACUUCCGUUAUUCCAGGCGCUUCCAUCAAUGGGAACUAUAUUCCCUUCCCCAAUUCCAACCCCAACGUCUAUGAACCCCCUAGCUCCGAUUUGUUGCAACAACAACAUUAUCAACAAUAUCUCAAUGUCGGAGGAACGCGAAAGAUGCGUAAGAGGAAAUCCGAGUCUCAGGACAAUGAAAGACUAUCCAAGAGACUAAGUCUUCUCAAUCUCGAACAAAAUGGCCAGAAGCUCUACGUCCCAGUCGAGAGCCCCAAGCUCAAGCCGGCUGAAUGUACCUCGCUGGCCCAGAUUCCCGAAAACGAUAGCAUGCAGCUUGACGACUCGAAACACAAGGUGUACAUCUAUAACCUGGACGACGAGCUCUCAGACACCGAGUCUGAGUCCGACGGCCGCCUUGUCUUUAUACCCGACAUUGAGAAGCAUCUCAUGCAGAACCGCAUCCCGCCCUUAGUACUAGCUAAUAAGGACGGCGAGAUUGCCGGCAUGCAAUUAGUUUUAUACAGAGAACCCACCUCCUUAACUAUACCCGAGGAGCAGGAUAGCGUGAGGAGAGCCAUCAUUGAAGCGAGACAAAGGGCCAGAGACAAGCAAAAAGAGGAUCUUGAACAACAAGCUGCACCUCCGUCGUACCAGCCUACUAUACCUGCCCCAUCCACGUUUAACGCGCCAAGUACGCCGAUUACUAUGAAUGGAUUUAUGAACCAGAAUGGGACCGAAUUCCCCCCUAACGACGACCCGGAUGCAAUGGAGGUGGACUGA
This is a messenger RNA of Daldinia childiae, 795 nucleotides long. RefSeq lists its product as uncharacterized. The transcript has 2 exons. The coding region runs from base 1 to 795 and encodes 264 amino acids. The record is from RefSeq and is a predicted model, not a curated record. NCBI's taxonomy places the organism in Eukaryota, Fungi, Ascomycota, Sordariomycetes, Xylariales, Hypoxylaceae.